Molecule: messenger RNA, 894 nt
Organism: Hydatigera taeniaeformis
Lineage: Eukaryota; Metazoa; Platyhelminthes; Cestoda; Cyclophyllidea; Taeniidae
Source: the annotation of a GenBank genome assembly
AUGAGUAAAUUUAAGGAACUCAUUGAAUGCACCGUAGUCGAUGAAGUGUCGAAGACGGAGGGUAUUGUCACUUAUGAGCAAUAUGUUGGCGAUAAUGGUUUCGUGAUAAAGCAAGGUGAUUGUGUCUUUGUUCCUUCAACUGGUAACUCCUCCGAUCGGCAAAUCCUCCGGAUCGAUAAAAUAUGGAGGAACGUUAACGAGGAAGGCGUGUCAAUGACUGGUUCGAUAUUCGUGUUCCCUGCCGAAGUAGAGCACUUACCUACUCGCGUCUUCUACCCUCGGGAGGUGUUUUUGACCAACAACGAUCGAACCACCUUUUCCAUCACAUCGGUCAAGGGAAAAUGUGUUGUAAUGCGUCCAGCUGAUUUCUGUAUCGCUCGACCCACAUCGUAUCGCGAAGGUGAUGUUUUUGUUUGUGAAUCCAAAUAUUUCGAAGAUGAAAAGGCGAUUCGAAAAUUAAAGAAAGGACUAAAGAAGCAUAAGUUCUCUUCAGAUACUGUGAGUGAUGAAUACUUCCUAUUCAGUCAGCCAAUUGUACCACACAAGGAAGCGUCACCGCUACUUGUAAAGGCGUCGCCAUCACCGCUGAUUUUAGAUCAACUGAACCAGCCGCCUUCUUUGGCUGUCGCAUGUGUAGUGGCAGCAGCCAACGGGCAUACGACUCCGGUGGCGGAUUUUGGACCGCGUCUGGCCCCUGCUCCGCCACAAUCACCCGAUGUUGGGCAGCUCGCUUUCAUGGAGGUUGGGCUGGAUCGUAGUGGUAAAAAGGUGAACCAUAGUUGCGUUAAUCUUGAACCGUCUAAAAACUUCCCUUUCCACCUGUGUUCAUUGUCUCUUGUCCCUUCUAACUCAGCUAUCAACUCAUUUAACAAUUAUUCAGUGUCACAACCCUGA